CCCUGCCAAAACCCUUCCUUGUCUUUUUUGUUUCAACCUUCUCCCAUGGCGACUCAGCGCUUCUCUUGCUCUCUUCCUAAAACCUUGUCUUUGUUUUCUCGUUCCUUUCUCACUGCCACUGGAGCCACCAUCUCCGUCUCUUCUCACUCCUCUUCCUCCCUUCUCCGCCGCCUCCGUCCCCUCGCUGCUAUACUCGCCGCUGAUUUCCUCUGUCACUCUGCGGCUCCGAGCGUGAGAGUCUUCUCUACCCGUUCCACUUCUUCGUCUAUCAAAGAUCCCAAUCCUAACUCGUCUAGUCGCCCACCCAAGGAGACCAUAUUGCUUGAUGGCUGUGAUUUUGAACACUGGCUCGUUGUCAUGGAGAAGCCAGAUGAUCAACUCACGAGGGAUGAGAUUAUCGACACCUAUAUCAAAACGCUUGCCAUGGUUGUCGGAAGUGAGGAAGAAGCUAGGAUGAAGAUAUACUCUGUUUCAACCAGAUGCUAUUUUGCAUUUGGGUGCCUUGUUUCUGAAGAACUUUCUUACAAAAUCAAAGAGCUGCCCAAGGUUCGUUGGGUCUUACCUGAUUCAUACUUGGACGUCAAGAAUAAAGAUUACGGAGGGGAGCCUUUUAUAAACGGACAAGCUGUUCCGUAUGACCCAAAGUACCACGAAGAAUGGAUUAGAAACAAUGCUAAAAUUAGGCGCCCUGAUGUUAAUGGUAGGCGCAAUUUCGAUAGGUCAAGAAACUUUGAGAGGAGGAGGGAAAACAUGCAGAAUAGAGAAUUUCCAAAUAAUGUUUCGGCGAGUCAACCUACUGGACCAAAAUUGAGUCCACCAGCUCCAAGUAGUAUGCCUCCCAACAACUUUAGUCCUGGCAUGCCCCCUCACAACCAUGCUGGAAUGCCCCAAGGCAACUAUCCGGGAGGAUAUCCGAACAAUUUUAAUAGAUCACUGCCGCCGCCGCCACCACCGCACAACUUUAACGGACCACCGCCUCCACCACCUCACAACUUUAAUGGCCCACCGCCACCGCCACUGAACAACUUUAACGGACCACCGCCUCCACCACCUCACAACUUUAACGGCCCACCACCACCGCCACCGAACAACUUUAACGGACCACCACCACCGCCACCGAACAACUUUAACGGACCACCGCCUCCGCCACCGAACAACUUUAACGAACCACCAGCACUGAACAACUUUAACAGACCACCGCCUCCACCACCGAACAACUUUAACGGAUCACCACCAGCACUGAAUAAUAUCAAUGGACCACCAACGCAAAACAACUUCAACGGACCACCGCCACCAUCAAACCCUGGGGGAGCACCACCACACUACUCUGCGGGGCCGCCAAACAACUAUUGGAGUGCACCACAGCCAAACUUCAGCAGGCCGCCUGCACAGAACAACUAUGGAGGGAUGCAACCUAACGCUGGUGGAUGGUCUAAUUAUGUGCAUAACAAUCGACUAGAAUAGUCGCCAACUGGUCUGGGAAGUCUCAAACUUGCAUAAUUCAUUAAUUUUUUGGAUAUAGUUGCUGCUUGGUUCAAACCUCAAAUUCUACUUGUCGCUGGCCGCCGAGUAUUCGUUCUUGUGCUACAAACGGUCGAGUUUAGUUUUGCUUUUUUGAGUAGGCAUAUGCUUAAAACCUGUUGGGUAUUCUAAAUGCAAGUAUAGUUUAAAAUAUUCAUGUGAUGAUGUAAUUAAUUCAUAAUGUCUCUUUUACGGUUGAUAUUUUAA
Messenger RNA from Cucumis melo (muskmelon), 1728 nucleotides. RefSeq names its product multiple organellar RNA editing factor 8, chloroplastic/mitochondrial-like. Bases 46 to 1464 code for a protein of 472 amino acids. Gene Ontology annotation, cellular component: mitochondrion. Lineage: Eukaryota; Viridiplantae; Streptophyta; Magnoliopsida; Cucurbitales; Cucurbitaceae. Gene Ontology annotation, biological process: cytidine to uridine editing; mitochondrial mRNA modification. The transcript is spliced from 4 exons. The record is from RefSeq and is a predicted model, not a curated record.